Molecule: messenger RNA, 578 nt
Organism: Fragaria vesca subsp. vesca
Lineage: Eukaryota; Viridiplantae; Streptophyta; Magnoliopsida; Rosales; Rosaceae
Product: transcription elongation factor 1 homolog
Exons: 5
Coding region: 113-382 (89 amino acids)
Biological process (GO): transcription elongation by RNA polymerase II
Cellular component (GO): transcription elongation factor complex
Molecular function (GO): RNA polymerase II complex binding
Source: RefSeq, a predicted model, not a curated record
GUAUAUAUCUCUCUCUAUCGAUCGGCGUGAACAUUAGGGUUUUGAUUCCGGCGAGAAUAGUGUAACGUGACGGCGGCUUCAUCAUCAUCGGUUGUGAGGAAGUAGUUGAGCAAUGGGGAAAAGGAAGUCGUCGGCAAAGCCAGCUCCUAAGAAGCGGAUGGACAAGCUUGACACUGUCUUCAGCUGUCCCUUCUGUGGCCACGGCUCCAGUGUCGAAUGCCGCCUUGAUAUGAAGAACCUGAUUGGGGAAGCCAAUUGCAGAAUAUGCCAAGAACACUUCAGCACAACUGUUAACGCUUUGUCUGAAGCAAUAGACAUCUACAGUGAAUGGAUCGAUGAAUGUGAACGGGUUAACCAUCUCGAAGAUGAGGGUGAUGCUUAAAAGAAGAAAUCCUCUGAUGCCUAGCAAGCCAGGAUAUGAUAUUACCAUUACCUACUAGUUUCCAAGCUUAUUAUGCCGCAGCUUUGUAUUUGUCCUUGUUUUGAAUAAUGCUGUCAAGAAUCAAGAUGUUGAAACGUUACAAUUUUGACAUGCUUGUCAUGCUUUCAAUUUCACUUAUCCAAUCAUUCCAAUGCAC